Messenger RNA from Dentiscutata erythropus, 675 nucleotides. NCBI's taxonomy places the organism in Eukaryota, Fungi, Glomeromycota, Glomeromycetes, Diversisporales, Gigasporaceae. The record is from the annotation of a GenBank genome assembly.
AUGCCAAUAAAUUACCCUAAAAAAUGUCCUGAAUGUAAUAGUUAUUGCUUGUACGCAAGUUUUGCAAGAAGGGAAUUGGUGCUAAUCUCAGCUCACAAUGAACCGAAUCCUCAAAUCAAUGAUUUUGAUCACCCUAAUCAAUUUAUUCAACAACCUCUUUUCAUUCGUCCUAAUCAUAUUGGAUCUUUUCACCUACAUCCUCGUUACGAUGGACCUGUUCAAUAUCCUCAGCAACCAUUUACUUUUAAUGCACCUCAGCACCCUCGUCUUAAUGAACCCGACCAAUUUCCUCAGUAUCCUUGUAUUAGCGGACCUGAUCAACCUCCUCAAAUUAAUGAGAUCAACAAUUUUAAUAAUGAUCCAAAUUAUAUCCAAACUAAGCCUAAUCUGCAGAUUCAAUACUCUAAUAAUCAAACCACAAAUUCAAUUAGAAAUAACUCAAUUCAACCCUCACUGACUCCCAUGCAAGCCAACAUUCAAAUUAAUAAUAACCUCCAAAGACAACCAUCAUUCGCAUCUCAAGCUUCAAAUGUAACCGCCCAGCCUUUACAAGAGUUUAGAAAUUGUAACUAUCUUGUUUGUAGUAUUUUAAAGAGCCAAUGUUUUCAAAGUAUUGGCGAUGAACCGCAGAAUGAAAAUUGUGUUACACGAAAUGAACAAAAUGAAGAUGUAAAU